AUGGGGGACCCCAAGGCGUGGAACCCCAACUACGGCGUCGUCGGCAGCGGCGACCGCCGCCUCGCCUACUCCCGCCACUUCUCCCUCUCCUCCGCCUCCUCGCCCCGCCCCGGCCUCGCGCGCUCCGACUCCUCCAUCUCCAUGCCCGUACCCUACUCGCCCUUCCCGCUCCACGCCGCCGCCGCCCCGGCCAACGCCGACUUCCGCUUCCGCUGGCUCGCCACCCGCCCCAUGCGCCGCCUCGCGCUCCUCCUCGCCCUCAACGCCGCCUACUCCGCCGUCGAGCUCGCCGUCGGCCUCCUCACGGGCCGCGUCGGCCUCGUGUCCGAUGCCUUCCAUUUGACCUUCGGCUGCGGCCUGCUCAGCUUCUCCCUGUUCGCCAUGGCCGCCUCCCGGACCAAGCCAGAUUCCCUCUACACCUACGGGUAUAAAAGACUGGAGGUCCUGGCUGCCUUCACGAAUGCCCUGUUCCUGCUCUUCCUCUCCUUCUCCUUGGCCGUUGAAGCUCUGCACUCGUUUAUGCAGGAUGAAUCUGAGCACAAGCAUUACCUCAUUGUCUCUGCUGUCACAAACCUUUUCGUCAAUUUACUUGGUGUUUGGUUCUUUCGGAGCUAUGCUCGUGUUAACAUAGUUUACAGGAAAGCAGAGGAUAUGAAUCAUCACUCCAUCUGUUUGCAUGUUCUGGCAGAUUCAGUACGGAGUGCAGGCUUGAUACUAGCUUCUUGGUUUCUGUCAUUGGGGGUUGAGAAUGCAGAGGUGCUGUGCCUGGGAAUUGUCUCGGUCGCAGUGUUCAUGCUUGUUCUGCCUCUGUUCAAAGCUACUGGCAAUAUCCUGUUGCAAAUCGCACCUGGCAAUGUAGCACCUUCAGCCUUCAUCAAGUGUGGCAGACAGAUUACAGCUUACGAGGAUGUCUCUGGGCUAUCCCAGGGUCGAUUUUGGGAGCUUGUACCUGGCCAUGCUGUCGGUUGCCUCUCAGUUCAGGUGAAGAAUGGCGGUGAUGAUCAGUCAGUGCUCAAAUACGUUCAUGGAUUGUAUGAGGAUCUGGGAAUACAAGAUCUGACCAUCCAAACUGAAGGGUCAUAGAUGCUCUCUAGUGUAGAUUCAUAUACGUGGUAGAAUAGACCAAGAAAAUCCUGGAGCUGCCUUUUGUUUAUUUGUGCUAGUGUAACUGAUCAGUUGUGGCAGCUGGUGUUGUGAAAUGGAAACGGUUUUUCCUGUGGGAAGUAUUGUGAAUCUUACUCUGAUUAUGGAGAUCGGUAGCUUUAAAACAAUAUUAUGCUGAAACUGCAGAUCAUU
Messenger RNA from Lolium rigidum, 1296 nucleotides. RefSeq names its product metal tolerance protein C2. The transcript is spliced from 9 exons. Gene Ontology annotation, biological process: intracellular zinc ion homeostasis; transmembrane transport; zinc ion transport. Bases 1 to 1083 code for a protein of 360 amino acids. Gene Ontology annotation, molecular function: zinc ion transmembrane transporter activity. Gene Ontology annotation, cellular component: Golgi apparatus; membrane. The record is from RefSeq and is a predicted model, not a curated record. Lineage: Eukaryota; Viridiplantae; Streptophyta; Magnoliopsida; Poales; Poaceae.